AUGUCACAAAAGAAAACAAACAGCCAAAGCAAACUUGAAUCGAAGGAGUUGAGAUAGAAAACCUAUGUGCAAAAAGAAAGGAAAAGAGAGAAAGAAGAAGUCGUAAGAAUUAGUUUUUAUCAUUAGCCAUUACAGUCUAUUAUUAAGAAUGCAGACCCACUGCCUGUUGCCUAAGAAUAAAAAGCCUAAUUUUCAAUUUCAAGAUGUUUUUAAUCAAGUCCUGACCCAAGAUUAGAUUGGGAAAUUCAUACAGAGAAGAUUUCGAUAAGUGAAUUCAAAGAGUUAAUAGAAAAUCGUUUUAACGAAGUUAAGAGAAGCUCAAGCAUUCACAAAUACUAUGCUAAAAUAGGAUUUCAGGUAUUAAUAUAUUGUUUAAAUAUUCUUGAACUUAUCUUCACAUUAAGUUAUGAUUCAUAUAAUCAAAUCCUUGAUGAAGAUAGUUAUUAUGGGUUCUGCUAUAAUCUUUCUAUUAUUUUGUGUAUUUUACUUCACAGUGGAGUCUGGAUGUACACUUAUAAAUUCAAAGAAGUAGCUAAACAAAGUUUUGUUGUUGAAAUCGCCUACUAUAUAUUUUAUAUGUUGAUGGGAGCAUUGAGUUAUUUAAAACUAGCUCCAUUUAUUUAUUUUUUCAAUAGAGAUUAAUCAAUUAGGUAGUUCUCAUUUAGUGAAAUUAAUAAAUAUUUGUAAUUAAGUGGGGAAGAUAAACUUAGAAACCCCUGUGUACUUUUCAAAAAAAGAACAAAACCUGUCAAUAUCUUUAGAGAUUUAAUAUUCCAUAGAGUUGCUCUGCUUUCCAUGAUGAUUACUAUGACCAUUUAGACUAUUCCUUAACUCUUUAUAUAAGGCUUUUAUAAUACAGAAAAAGGAUUAUGGGAUGGCUUUAAUGUGUUAAGUUACUUAUUAUUACUUAGUAAUUUAAUCUAUUACUUUUCAGAAUUAUAAUUCAUUGUAUUUACUACAACUUAUAGAUAAAUUUAAACAGAUCUAUCAAUUAAAUUGUAAAAAAUUAAAUUAAAGUUAAUUUAAGAAACAAAGUAAUUAUUAAAAUCAGAUUAAAAAUACAUGGGAUUUAUUUAAUCUUUUUAUUUUCAUAUUGAUCCAACUAACUUCAGUCCUUAUUAGAAGAAAAGAUGUAUGAUUUAAAUAAUAAGUUCCUUAAUAAUUUAGAAAAAAUUAAAAAAUAUUGAAUUUCAUUUCAUUGAUAUAUAUGAAGAAAUUACCUUGUAAUAUUUAGCCAAUUGCUUAAAAUUUAUAAAUGUAGAAAAAAUAAGUCUUUUAUAUUAAGAUUAAAGUAGGUUGUUGUUCUUGCAAGGUAUAUUUUAAAAUGUUCCUAAUAUAACCUUUUCACAUUAAACCAUAGAUAAUCUUGAUGAAUUAUGGACUAAUGAUAAAAUUGACCUAAAUGCACAAGGGAAGGAGGUCAGGUAAAUCUAAUUUAUCGAAAAUCCUAAAAUUACUUCUGGAUGGUAAUUAGUAUAACAUAAUUAAUUUAUUCAGAAUAAUUUCAUAUAACCUUCUCAAGAGUUUAUUGCGCUGAUUCCAGUCAACCUCAGAGGAUCUUCAAUUCCAUUUAUCAUCAAUUAACAAUCAUAAAUAAUUGAUUAAACCCCAUAAGAAUAACUUGAAACACCUUAAUAAAUUAUCAAUGAUGCAAGGUUCCUAAUUGAUAAUCUAACAAAAAGAGCUCUAUUUUAAGAGUCAAUAGGAAAUAUUUAAUUUUUGUUAAAGUUGUACGAUUUUUAUGAGACUUGGAGCAAAUUGAAUGGAUAUUAAGCAACUAUACAAACUAUUUGGUCAUUGUUGAAUGGGUCCUUAUAAGUUGUUUCUCUCUUCUAUUUGAGUAAUGAAGGUGAUAUGUUUAUAUCUGCAUUAAUAGUUCUAACUGCAGUCAAUCCAAUUUUAUAAAUGUUAUCAUACGCUGUAUUUUAACACCGCGUAUUUAGAAAUUACACAAUUUUACGAUAGUUAACUUAUAUUCUGUUAUUUGCAACAUUUAACUUUUUAAAGAUAUGGGAUAUCAUUAUGAUAUGUUUAUAUAUCGGUGUAAAUGAAUUUGCUUAAGAUGUGCAAAGGACUUUUAGUUCUGAAGGUUACUUUAAGUUUAAGAGUUAUGCUUCAAAAUUUAAAGGCAGUAUAGCUACGACAGUAUUUUAGUAUAAAUCUGUUGCUGUUGAUUGCACAAACAUUUUAUAAAUAAAAAAUUAGCCAUUCUAUGAGGCAGUAAUGUGGAGAACAAAUGUUGAAGAAGCUUUGAAUAAGAUUCCUUAGUUCUUUGUCUAUAUUUUAUCAUUAUCGUCUUAACAAAUUGAUAAAAUCUGGAUUCUGGCUUUUUUUCAACAAAUAAAAGAAAGCAUUUAGGCAAUUAAAGAUAUACUAGAGGUUGUUAUUAAAGACUAUUUUAUUCCAGCUUUAAUUUUGAGUAAAAUUUCUGUUGAUUAAUUCUUUUAAUCUAUGUAGUAUUUGAGUUCAAUUUCAAAUUAAAUACUAUUGGAAUAUCCUAAAUCCUUCUAAAUUGUUUCAAAAGUAGAUGAAAUAUACUUAAGAGAAAAAUUUACUUUUAAAAUUAAUGUGAAAUCCUUAAACUUCUCUAACUAUGCAGAUUUAAAAAAACAGAAGAUGUUAGCCUAGUUUAGAUAUGUACUUGCUUAAAUAACAACUGUUUUAGAAAUUGAUUAAGCAUAAAGAUUAUUUUGUAUGGGACCUGAAUUACAUGAUUUGAUAAAAUGUUUAAAAGUUAGUCCACUUUAUUAAUUAAAAUUGAACUAUUAUUUAGAUGAAGUAGAUCCCAGCCAUAUCCCAUAUAUUAACGUAUUUAUUAAAAGUUGCCCUAGACAAUUACAAUUUUUGCAACUCUAUGUAGAAUCGAGAGAUACCCGUUAAUUAGAAGUCUUUGUUGAAAGAAUAGGUGUUCUAACUGCCUUUUCUUAUUCAUAUUUCUAAAUAAUACCAUAAUACAGAAAUAAUACAGUAGUUGCUGCACAAUAAAUUUUGAAUAUAGAUAAUACGUUUCUGAAGUUAGAUAGGUACAAUUUUGAGCAAUUUUAUUUUGAAGUUUCUGGUAAUCUUAAUUUAGAUAAUUGCCAUUAACUUUUAGAGUAAUUCUCUGGGUUGAAAGUUUUCAAGGCAUCUAUUGUUAAUAAUGCUUAAAUCCAAACAUUUUAUUUUUAGAAAAAUUUAAAAAGUUAAAACAUGGAAAUCCUGGAUAUUACUUUUGAGAAUAUAAGAUUAGAAUUUGGGGAAUAGCCUUUCUAAAAUCUCACAACUUUAAAAAUAGUUUUAAGAAGGUGUGAAUUUAAUAAAGAGAAACUGAAAUAAAUAUUAGGAUAGUUAAAUAACGCAAAUGUAGUUUACAUCGAUAUGUCAGAAUGUUUGUCAAGGUUUACGGUAUAAGAAUAGAAAAACUUAGUAAGGCAAUUAGAAAUAUAAAGAAUAGAUGUUGUCAUAAAGAUUUGA
Messenger RNA from Paramecium octaurelia, 3453 nucleotides. The record is from the annotation of a GenBank genome assembly. Lineage: Eukaryota; Ciliophora; Oligohymenophorea; Peniculida; Parameciidae.